Messenger RNA from Cottoperca gobio, 1477 nucleotides. RefSeq names its product centrin, EF-hand protein, 2 (gene cetn2). Lineage: Eukaryota; Metazoa; Chordata; Actinopteri; Perciformes; Bovichtidae. The record is from RefSeq and is a predicted model, not a curated record. Gene Ontology annotation, molecular function: calcium ion binding. Gene Ontology annotation, cellular component: myosin II complex. Bases 303 to 827 code for a protein of 174 amino acids. The transcript is spliced from 5 exons.
CUGAGCUCUAUGACGGCAGCUCUUGGACAGCAAAACCUGUGCAUGUUGCUAGCAAAAAAAACGUUAAUUUUCUGCACAUUUUAGCAGUUGUUCCUGCGAAAUAAACAGAAGGUUUUGGGGAAUAAGAGACUAUCUCACAUUCAGGGUAACUAAAGGGUUAAUGCGAGCAACUGACGUAAGGUAUAUAUAAACCGUUUUAUCAUCUCCUCCCUAAAUGAUAGGGGAGGCUUCAUAGCCUAGAAAAAAAAACAUAGAUUACCUAAUCUGCUGUUCCUUUUUGACAAUCAGAUAAACAGUUACUGAUGGCGACAAGUGCCAAGAGACCAUCCCUGCAGGGUCCCGUGCCGCCUCCUCGCAAGAAGACGACCCCCAAACCAGAGCUGACCGAGGAGCAGAAGCAGGAGAUCAGAGAGGCCUUUGAGCUGUUCGACACUGAUGGAUCCGGAUACAUAGACGUCAAGGAGCUCAAGGUUGCAAUGAGAGCGCUGGGGUUUGAACCAAAGAAAGAGGAGAUCAAGAAGAUGAUUGGCGACGUUGAUAAGGACGGCACAGGGAAAAUCUCCUUCGCUGACUUCCUCUUUGUCAUGACACAGAAAAUGGCCGAGAAGGACUCCAAAGAGGAGAUCCUGAAAGCUUUCCGCCUGUUUGAUGACGACGAGACGGGCAAGAUCUCGUUCAAGAAUCUGAAGAGAGUAGCCAAAGAGCUGGGAGAGAACCUCACAGAUGAAGAGCUGCAGGAAAUGAUAGACGAAGCAGACAGGGAUGGAGAUGGAGAAGUAAACCAGCAGGAGUUCCUGCGCAUAAUGAAGAAAACCUGCCUGUACUGAAGGAAGUGCACGGCAUUAGGGUUUGUGAUGUCGAGAAGACCAGUGGUGAUUUCACAGAUAAUGCUGCUCAUAUAUCCUUAUUAUCGUGUCGUGCCAUAUAUUUCCUUACACACUUUACGAGUGAAUCAAAAGGUUUCGCUGUCUCAUACUACACUGAAAGGAGGUUAUUAAAAACAUGUGGUUUACAUGAUAAUCUACAUUACAUUUGCCAAAAAAAAGUAAGAAUACUCUCGUUUGGAAUGCUGCAUACUUUUAUGAAAAAAAACAUUAAAUCACAGAAACGAUAUUAUGUAGGUUAUUUAUUGUCAAGAACUUCAGUGCCUACGUCAACACGGUGACAAACACAGUACAUUCCAAUACUUUGAUAAUACAAUGUGUGCAUUACGUUUGAUCCAUCUGUAGAUUGUUUGGUUUAAAUCAGUGUUUCAUGUUCUGGCUUUAGUAACCACUGAUUGGGGAGUGCUGUCUUACCUCAGUGCUUCCUGUGGCUGUGUGCCUGUGCCUCUUAAAAAGGCUUUAAAAUAUGAUUGGGUAUUUUUCUUGUAGCAUUGAGUAUUUAUCCCUCUGUUGUGUAAAACUACUCUAUAUAAUAUACAAAAAAACUCUGUAUUCUUGACUGUUUUGUAAGAUUCAUAUAGUGACUUUAAUGA